This is a messenger RNA of Rubroshorea leprosula, 1522 nucleotides long. NCBI's taxonomy places the organism in Eukaryota, Viridiplantae, Streptophyta, Magnoliopsida, Malvales, Dipterocarpaceae. The record is from the annotation of a GenBank genome assembly.
UUCAGCACCCUGUAAUAGAAUUCAAUCAUAGUUUUCUUGUUUUGAAGGGACUUGGGCAGUGGAAAAUGGUGUCCCAAACAAUUGAUCUUGUGAAGAACGAGCUGCCUCUUGAGCAGGAAACCGUAGUUUUCCCUGAAGAAGGUUUGACUGGGCUUGUUCUUGUGGACAUCAUCAAUGGCUUCUGCACUGUUGGGGCUGGAAAUCUGGCUCCGAAAGAACCCAACAGGCAGAUAUCGGGAAUGAUCAAUGAAUCAGCAAGGCUAGCAAAACUGUUCUGCGAGAAGAAAUUGCCAGUUAUGGCGUUUCUUGAUACUCAUCAACCUAACAAGCCUGAGGAACCUUAUCCUCCUCAUUGCAUUACUGGCACUGAUGAAUCCAAUUUGGUUCCUGGUCAUUUCUCUCUUCUUUAGGCAUGUUUGGUACCGCUGUUUUGCCCUCCAGAUUGUCCUGCCCAGCUGCCCCUGUAUUCUGCUACAACGUGUUUAGUAGAGCUUAACCUUGGAAGAUAAACAUCCUGAAAAAUAAAAAGUUUAGCCGAUUAAACACCCUGCAGCACAACCCAAAGACAGCUAGAUAGCGAAUUGACUAAACUCCCCAUAUUCUCAGGAUUGAUUGUUCAUUCCGGCCCCUAGAUGAUAAACCUCAUACUGGACUAAACAUCCUGCAGCAAAAUCCAACGCAGUCAGAUAGCAGGAGUAGCUAGGCAGCAGAAUCUGGGGCAAAACUCCUCAGUUUCCUUGCAUACCAAACAAAUCUUCAAUCUCUUUUAACAGAUAUAUUAUCAUACAUAGCCUGUUACUUUUCUCUCAUCUUGCUUUGUUAUAUAAACUGCAGCUUUGCAAUGGAUAGAGAAUGAACCAAACGUGACAAUCAGGCGCAAAGAUUGCUAUGAUGGAUAUCUGGGUUCAAUUGAGAAUGAUGGUUCCAAUGUUUUCGUGGACUGGGUCAAGAACAAUCAGAUUCAAACUCUUCUGGUUGUGGGGGUUUGUACAGACAUUUGUGUACUGGAUUUUGUUUGUUCAACAUUAUCUGCAAGGAAUAGAGGGUUUUUGCCUCCCCUGAAGGACGUCGUUGUGUAUUCACAAGCCUGUGCUACCUUUGAUGUUCCUCUUCACAUUGCUCGAAACACCAAGGGAGCUUUACCACAUCCUCAGGAACUGAUGCAUCAUGUAGGGCUUUACAUGGCAAAAGAAAGGGGAGCCAGAAUAGCAAAUGAAGUGUCCCUUGGUGCAUCAAAUAAGCCAUAAGCUUGGGCUGGGUGGCUUUUAAGAUCUAAGGGUAUCUAAAACCUUUAGGUCAUGUUUGGUUGGAGGAAUGUCUAUUCUUUAGUCAAACUGCAAAAAAUAAGGUAAAAUUAGGAAGCUUACUUGAUAAGCUAGGAAUAAAUAAGCUCAUUUUCUACUAGUUUAGAGAAUGAGUAAGGAAUAGAUAUUACUACAUGUCCUUAAAGAAUAGGGAUUCCCCAACCAAAUGAAACCUACAGUGUGUGCUUCUACUCUCAAAAUAAGCUGUUAGUAUUUCA